AUGACUGUAGAUACGCCCUCAUUUACCGCUAUUCCGGUCGUUGACUAUUCUCUCGCCACUUCCCCCACCACAAAACCCCAAUUCCUCGCCAGUCUGCGCCAUGCGCUGGUCCACGUGGGCUUCUUCUACCUCAUCAACGCCCCGAUCGCGCCCGCCGUCCGCGACGAGCUGAUCAAACAGACCACUGCCAUUUUCGAUCUCCCACUCGAGAAGAAGCUGGAGAUUGAAAUGGUCGACAGCAAGCAUUUCCUGGGAUACUCGCGACUAGGGGCUGAAACCACCGCCCGUCAGAUUGAUUACCGCGAACAAUUCGACUUUGCGACCGAGCUCCCUCCCCCGAGCCCAGACGCCCCCCUCUACCGCAACAUCCGCGGCCCAAACCAGUGGCCCGACGAAUCCGCCAUCCCGGGCUUCCGCCACGCCGUCGAGGCCUACCUGGCCGAAACCCAUCCACUAGCAGCCGCCUUCCGGGGCCUCAUCUCCGAAGCGCUCGACAUGGCGCCCACGGCACUCGACCGCUUCUUCGAGGACCCCAUCCAGCAGAAACUCAAGCUGAUCAAGUACCCGCCUCCCCGCGAUGCGUCCGAGUCGCAAGGCGUGGGCGCGCACAAGGACUCGGAGUUCCUCACUUUCCUGCUGCAAGCCACGCCGCACACGGGGCUGGAGGUGCAGAACAAGGCCGGCGAGUGGAUCGCGGCGCCGCCGCUGCCGGGCUCGCUGGUGGUGAACAUCGGCCGCGCCCUCGAGGCGAUCACGGGGGGCGUGUGCACGGCGACGACGCACCGGGUGAAUCUGGCAAUGGAGAAUUUUUUCGAUGCACAGGGGACGCCUCUCGGGCCGCGGUUCUCCAUCCCCGUGUUCCAGGGGAUGAGCCUGGAUCUGUCGGCGGAGAGCGGGGCCCUGGCCCUGGCGAUCCCGGCGCAUAUUCGGGAGCUGGUGCGCGACGAAUCGGUGCGGUCGGACGCGGAGGCGACCUUCAAUCGGAUCUUUAAAGGGAGGGUGGGCGAGGGCACGCUAAUCCAUCGGGUGAUGAGCCAUCAGGAUGUGGGGCGGCGGUGGUAUCCUGCGUUGCUGGAUUGGGCGCUGGCGGAGUAUGAGAAGUAG
This is a messenger RNA of Aspergillus aculeatus ATCC 16872, 1104 nucleotides long. RefSeq names its product isopenicillin N synthase family dioxygenase. The record is from RefSeq and is a predicted model, not a curated record. Lineage: Eukaryota; Fungi; Ascomycota; Eurotiomycetes; Eurotiales; Aspergillaceae. The transcript has 3 exons. The coding region runs from base 1 to 1104 and encodes 367 amino acids.